GCUGUUUCACGUCUGCUAAAAGACUGUGAUGAACAAGGGUUGUGCAGCAGAAAGAGUCUGACAGUCGACUCGGAACAGCUCACUGCAAAGAUUGUCGGUGGAAUUGCUGUCAGUGAUAAGCUCUCAGCAAAGCUAAUUCGACAAGGAGGAGCAUUGCGAAAUAUUGUCCUAAAAAAAUUCCAUCAACCAAAUGCGCAGUUGUCAACAAGAACAGUGAAUGUUUUAAAAGGAUUAAUUGAAUUUAUACUGAACGAACUGCACACACAUCACCAAACAUAUUUCACAGCGACAGAAUUGCUCAACAAACUGGCUGCUGUAAACGAAAUUUUGGCUAAUUACCAACAAAAUGCUAAGUCCGCAAAAUAUUCGGUUUUACGGUUUUGUUCAAUUGUGAAAUUUAUGAAAACGAAGCUGGAAAAUGCUCCAGAUGAUGACGAAUGUGCUAGUAGCUUCUUCGAGUAUGAAAAAGUUGUGGCACUGAUAGAUAAAGCUGCGGUGAAUAGCCCAGUCUCAGAAUUUUGUAUCAACGAUCCGAAUGAAAGCAGUGGUCUGGCACCAAAAGCUAUAACUCUGCAAACCUCUGACAUUUCGCAUGUUUUGGACACUAUCGAGCUGGAGAAUCUCACGAUAAAAUCUGAGUUAUCGCGCUUGCACUCUGUGAUGGCUGAAGAGGUUGAAGAAGCACGGGAAGUUUGGCGAAAUUUGGAAACACUAGCUGAACCAGCUCCGCUCGAGGAAAUUGUCCGGGACGGGAAAUGGGACGAAAUGGAUUACAUACCACUCACAUUUCAAGAAGCUUGCAGACAGGCCGAGCCAUCUCAGCUUCGUCAUGCAGGAUUCAUGGAUGCACUGAGCACUUUAAAAAGAGUCUUGGAGCUGUCACGUUUGGAUAAAGCCGUUGAAAGUGUUUGGAAUUUAUGCGUGCAACUGUCAAAUGGAUGGAUGCCGCCCGAUUCCCUCAUUUUGGGAGCUGUUUCUCAGACAGCCUCAGCUUACGAAGUAUUUUCCUAUAUUGUCGGCUUGUAUGACCAGUAUAUUAUUCGUUUGGCCAAUUUUUAUAUUUAUUUCGGAGCUCUGUCUGCCACACUUCUCGAGAAGGGAUAUGUGAACCCAAUACCACAGGUGCAGGAAGAGCAAAACCCGAAGAGCAGCAAUAAAAUGCAGCCUUGCGAUGAUGUUGCUGGUAUGGGUGAUGCCAGUGGAGAUAAAGACGUUGGUGAGGAAAUCGAAGAAACAGGACAGGUUGAAGGGCUGCAAGGCGAAAACAAUGCCAAUGAUGAUUCUGAUGAGAAGGGAACGGAAAAGCCUAGUGAAAGCGCGAACAGGGCCACUGACAAAUUGGUUGCUAAUAAGGAGGAAGAAGCUGCUAGGGGUAAAAACGAAGAGAACAAAGCAGCGGAGGAUAAUGCUGAUGGUGAUGUUGAUAUGGAGAAUGUUGAUGAGCGCGAAAAUUUGAAUGGCGAUGACGAAGGCACUACAGAAAUUGACAAUGAGAAGGGCAAUGGCAAUGAGGAUGAAGAAAAUUUGGAGGAGGAGGGUAUGGAGGCGAUAAUGGACAAUAACUUGGACGAAAACGAUGAUGAAGUUGAAAGUGUUGAUGGCAGUGCGACUGAAGUCGAUGGUGGUCAAGAUGCAGAGGACCAACAAGACCACGAGGUAUUUUUAACCUUUGUUCCUGGAGGAUCUGAGUUUGCCGUCAGUUUUGGCAGGAGUAAUGUGACAUUUUUGACGCUUAAAGACGCCCUGAAUGUGGAUCUUAACGAUCAGCUUGAGUUGGGGAGAGAGUAG
This is a messenger RNA of Gongylonema pulchrum, 1788 nucleotides long. The record is from the annotation of a GenBank genome assembly. Lineage: Eukaryota; Metazoa; Nematoda; Chromadorea; Rhabditida; Gongylonematidae.